Thermothielavioides terrestris NRRL 8126 is the source of this 1898-nucleotide messenger RNA. RefSeq lists its product as uncharacterized. Gene Ontology annotation, cellular component: cytoplasm; mitochondrion. NCBI's taxonomy places the organism in Eukaryota, Fungi, Ascomycota, Sordariomycetes, Sordariales, Chaetomiaceae. Gene Ontology annotation, biological process: tRNA methylation; tRNA wobble uridine modification. Bases 119 to 1828 code for a protein of 569 amino acids. Gene Ontology annotation, molecular function: protein binding; GTP binding; GTPase activity. The transcript has 2 exons. The record is from RefSeq and is a predicted model, not a curated record.
GCUCCUGAGCUCCGGCACGGGCUUUGCUUUGCGCUGGGACAACAACCUGGAAUAGCUCCUUCAUGCGGAAGCCUUCCUUCUCAAGCAUUGCCCAGCUCUCCAGUCGUGGCUCAGGCCGAUGUUUUGCUAUGCGCUGAGGAGAGUUCCAAUCUGGCCUUUGCAGGAUCUCAGAACCUCCCUCGCUCUUCUCACUCGCCGCGGACAGGCCUUCCAAUCCCGGCGCUUUUAUCAUUCGAGCAGGAGAGGCCAUGCCCCAGUCAGCGGCACGCCUCUCAUCAACAAUGACACCAUCUACGCCCUUUCGUCAGGCGCUGGGAGGGCAGGCAUUGCCGUGGUUCGCAUUUCUGGGCCUGGCUGUCUAGAUGUCUACAAAGCCCUGUGUCCAAGCAAGCCUCCGCCAGCCCCUAGGUACGCAGGAGUGAGGACACUCUAUGAACCUGGGUCGGUCGGCGCGUCUCAGCCGAACGUGGUGGACACCGAUGCUCUUGUUCUUCAUUUCCCCAGCCCCAAGACGGUGACCGGCGAGGACGUGCUUGAGCUCCAUGUCCACGGGGGGCCAGCGACUGUGAAGGCCGUGCUAUCCGCUAUCCGGAAAUGCUCAUCGUCAUCCAAGAUUCGCUAUGCCGAGCCCGGCGAAUUCACGAGGCGGGCCUUCCUGAAUGGUCGUCUAGACCUCGCCCAGGUGGAGUCGCUGGGCGACACGCUGGCGGCCGAGACCGAGCAUCAACGACGAGCCGCUGUUCGGGGCACCUCGGGUGUUCUUGGGAAGACCUAUGACAGCUGGCGUGAGCAGUUGCUGCUCGCUCGUGGAGAGAUCGAGGCCCUCAUUGACUUCUCGGAGGAUCAGCAUUUCGACGAAUCGCCGGCUGAGCUCCUGACUAACGUUACCAAGCUUGUUGAGAGCAUGCUCAACUCGAUUCAAUUGCACAAACUCGGCAGUCAACGGAGCGAAUUGCUUCGAAAUGGAAUCCGCAUAGCGCUGCUCGGUCCGCCCAAUGUCGGGAAAAGCUCGCUAAUGAACCAGAUCGUUGGUCGCGAAGCGUCGAUUGUCUCCGCUGAAGCAGGCACCACAAGGGACAUUGUUGAAGCAAGUCUCGACAUCCGAGGUUACCUUUGCUCCUUCGCAGACACUGCUGGAAUCCGGACGAAGACGGCAGAAGAUGUUUGUAAUCCCGACGGAACGCCGGCGUCCGCCGUCGGCGCUAUCGAACAGGAGGGUAUCCGGAGAGCGCGACAGAAGGCCUUGGAUUCAGAUGUCAUCAUCGUGCUAGGGUCCGUCGAACCGGCGAACGCCGGCGGUCAUCGGAUAAGCUACGACGCUGAGACGCUCCAAUUAGCUGCAGGUGCACAGCAGUGCCUCGUUGCGGUCAACAAGGCUGACCUGGUGAGCCCGGAGGCACUCAAGUUGCUUAUUCAAGAUUUCAAAUCCUCGGCCUUGGCGGCCAUCGAGGGUCUGCGCGAUGCAGAGCCGCUCGCCAUAUCCUGCAGGGCUGCCAUGUCACCAUCAGCUGCAGGACUAGCCGACCCGGGCGGCAUACAUGAGCUCACAGAGAAACUGGCCCAGUCAUUCGCCAACCUGACUUCGGUGCCGAGUGACAUGCAGCAUCUCCUCGGUGUAACCGAACGACAGAACCAGCUGCUUUCCGAGUGCGAACGCCACCUCCUAGACUUCAUGGCCGAGGCAAAAAAGAGCGGCGCGUAUGACGAGCCAGAUGUGGUCCUUGCGGCAGAGCACUUGCGCCUUGCCGCUGUCCAACUUGCUUCGAUUACGGGGCGCGGCGAGUCCGGAGACGUGGAAGAUGUCCUGGGUGUCAUUUUUGAGAAGUAAAGUGUCUCUCCUCACAAAUUCGACGCACAAGUUGCUAACAAGAAGCUGUUAGAUUUUGUGUUGGAAAAUG